Messenger RNA from Opisthocomus hoazin, 1185 nucleotides. NCBI's taxonomy places the organism in Eukaryota, Metazoa, Chordata, Aves, Opisthocomiformes, Opisthocomidae. The record is from RefSeq and is a predicted model, not a curated record.
AUGAGGCAGACGCAGCUCGGGACGCAGCAGGAGCCCCAUGCCUGGGAGCAGGCAGCAGGCAAGCACAGAGGUGGAGCUUAUCUGGGUUUUUGUGUUAGAUAUAAAAGGCUUAGAUGGGUCAGUGCCAACCACAGCGCCCGGGACAUGGAUGAGGAGCGAAUGGAGCGGGGAGCGGUGCCGGCCAUGGGCAGGGCAGCCCCAGUCCUCCUGGCCCUGCUCAGCCUGGCAGCGGCCGUGUGCGAUGCCCAGGACGCCUGCCCAGAGGUGAGAAUAGUGGGACUGGGUGAUGCUGACCGGCUCGCCGUUCUCCAAGGAUGCCCAGGGAUCCCAGGUGCCUCUGGCUCAAAAGGAGAACCAGGUCUCCCAGGAGAAAAAGGAGAAAUGGGAGCCCAGGGACUCCCCGGGAAAGCAGGACCACCUGGUGCAAAAGGGGCAGCUGGAGAACCUGGCUUCCCAGGACUGAAAGCCAGGAACUGCCAAGAGCUGCUGGGCAGAGGGAAGGUCCUGAGCGGCUGGUACACCAUCUACCCCCAAGGUUGCAAUGCCACCACUGUCUUCUGCGACAUGGACACGGACGGCGGAGAGUGGAUUGUAUUCCAGAGGCGCUGGGAUGGGUCAGUGAACUUCUUGCGCGACUGGGACUCGUACAAACGAGGCUUUGGGAACCAGCUGACGGAGUUCUGGCUGGGGAAUGACAACAUCCACUUCCUCACCUCACUGGGACCCUGUGAACUCCGCAUAGACCUGAGAGACUUUGAGAACAACUACUAUUUCGCCAAGUACGCUUCAUUCAGAGUUUUAGGAGAGUCUGAGAAGUACAAACUGGUUCUAGGAGACUUCCUUGGUGGAAAUGCUGGAGACUCCUUGUCGUACCACAAGGACAUGGCAUUUUCAACAACAGACCAGGACAACGACAUGAGCUCCUUUAACUGUGCUGCAGAAUACAAGGGAGCGUGGUGGUACAACGACUGCCAUUACUCCAACCUGAAUGGGAUGUACUGGCUGGGCGCUCACGAGAGCUAUGCUGAUGGCAUAAACUGGAAGACGGGCAAAGACUACCACUACUCCCAUAAGCGAACGGAAAUGAAAUUCAGGCCAGUUUAACACAGCAGGAGGGUGUCUAACUAGCACCAACAAGUACCACUCAACAGCCAAGAGAAGACACAAAACAUAAUGUUGAUUGAG